Messenger RNA from Eucalyptus grandis, 2102 nucleotides. Its product is annotated as disease resistance protein TAO1-like. The transcript has 5 exons. The coding region runs from base 119 to 1612 and encodes 497 amino acids. Lineage: Eukaryota; Viridiplantae; Streptophyta; Magnoliopsida; Myrtales; Myrtaceae. Gene Ontology annotation, biological process: defense response. The record is from RefSeq and is a predicted model, not a curated record.
UCAAAGAAAUAGUAUAUAUUUCCAUGCAAAAGCAUAAAUACAAUCAUCAGAUAUGCCCAUUUUCAAGUGAUAAAGAAAUAUCAAAUUUUAUAGAAAUCAAUAUUAUAGUUGACAAUUAAUGGAUCCUCACUCAUUACUCAAAUCAAGGGACACACUUCAAUAUUAUAUUUUUUAUCAGGGAAUAGAGAAUGCGGUAGGGCUCACACCACGGAGGAAGGGAGACAAUUUUACUCGCAAAUAUUUUGCGGAUCUCACAAACGCGAGGUUUCUAAAAUUGGAUGGAGGAAACUUUGCUGGCAAUUUUGAGGAUAUUUUGCCGAAGCUAAGAUGGCUUUGUUGGCAAAAUUGUCCUGCAGAGCUUCAAGCAAAAAAGUUUGUGUUGAAUCACUUAGUCAUUCUUAAGCUUUCAGGCGAUAUCAGCAUAGACAAAUGGAGAGGAUGGGUCGAUAUCAUGGUGGCAAGUAAACUGAAAGUUUUGAAAAUAGCAAGGUCGAAAUCUUUAAUCGAAACACCUUGUUUUUCAGAAUUUAUGAGUUUGGAGAGAUUGGUUCUAGAAGAUCUUUCAAAUUUGGUACAAAUUGAUCACUCAAUUGGAAAUCUAGAGAGGUUGAUUUACUUGAAGAUCAAAUGGUGUCCGCUUCUUAGAGGGUUGCCCUGGCAAAUUGGUUAUCUAAAUGCCCUGAGACAGGUCAUCUUGAUCCAGGGUUUUAGCAUUUGUUAUUUGCCGGACUCAAUCGGCAAUCUAAGACUUUUGUCAAGGCUAGUAGUGGAGGAUACGGGAAUAGUUGAACUUCCGAGCACAAUCAAAGGGCUAGUGGAUCUUGAGUACUUAAGUUUGGCGAAUUGUACGAGUCUAAAUUUGCUGCCGGAUGCUAUUGGGGAGUUGAAGUCAUUGACUGAGUUGGAUCUAUCUGGGACAACCAUCGAGGAACUACCUCAUUCGAUUUAUAACUUCAGAGAUCUGACAUUACGAUUAAACAGUAGUAAGAUAAGAACCCAACUGAUGGGGGACUGCCUUUCCUUGGAAGGUAUUGAGGAUUGCUUCAACUGUAUAAGACUUCAAGCAGAUUGGAAAAGCGCACCAAAAAAUUUGAUGGGAGUGUCUCUCGAGAAAAUCCAACAGAAGUUAAUGUUAAUACAUGAGGGACUUAAAGAUGGGGAGAAAUUUUUUUUUCUGCACAUUGCAAGGUCCUUUCUUAUCAAGAAAAAAACUGAAGCAGUUUAUAUACAGGAAGGGUGUGCCGAUUUCCCAAAAGUUGAAAUUGACGCCCUUGUCAAUAAGUCUUUGAUCAAGAUUACUGAUCAGGGCAGAAUCUGGAUGCAUGAUCUGGUAAGAGAUUUUGCAGGGGAAUUUAUUACUGAAGAGAUUAUCAAGAUUUACGACAUAUGGCUGUUUUCCAGAAUCAAUGGAAAGGGAAAAUCGAAGCAGAGUGGAUAUGAGGAGGAAAUUCUGUCUUACUUUUCAGCGACUCCCUGGUUUCUCGACAUAAUCGAUGCAAAGGCUAUAUGGUUGCUGCGAAUUUCGCACUUGUAUUCACGACCUUCGCACUAUUUAACGGUGGGAACAUGGCCUUCAAAGAAGACUUGGUCAUGGUCGAGAUCCUGUUUAUGAGAAUGUUACCGGUCUUUGUAACUUGCCAAAUCACGGCGUUGAUCUGCACUGUGAUUGCGUCCAUCCACUUCCUAUUGGCAGAGAAAAGUGGCCACCACAAGGCAAUAGUCGCAUCAGAGCUUACAAUGCGGCUGGGAAAAAGUAUACUCCUGGCGAUGAGUAUCCCUGUCUUAGUUCUUGUCAUCUUUAUCCUUGAAAACUGCCCUUGGCUUGCCGCAACCGCAUAUUGUUCGGGACUCAGUCUCUUUGUCCUCCUAAAAUUUGGUGCUAGAUUUUCUAAGUUCGCGCCCUUCUUUCGGAUCCACUCCAGACUCGUCCGUCUUCUGAGACGUUUCUUCUGGAUGACUCGAAAGAGGAGAGAAUGGCUGCUGGACCUCCGCUGGCCAGUGAAUGAAUGACUGAUUACUUGGCUACAACAAAAUGUGGGACAGGAAAUAAAUACAUAUUCGCAUUGGUGUAUUUGGCUAAUUCUACAUUAGCUUUCCUAUUG